Ananas comosus (pineapple) is the source of this 971-nucleotide messenger RNA. RefSeq lists its product as uncharacterized. NCBI's taxonomy places the organism in Eukaryota, Viridiplantae, Streptophyta, Magnoliopsida, Poales, Bromeliaceae. The record is from RefSeq and is a predicted model, not a curated record. Bases 348 to 827 code for a protein of 159 amino acids. The transcript has a single exon.
UGAAAUUUUUUUGUUCUUUUUUUAAGUAUUAAACGCACACCUUCCUGCAAUUAUGUGGGAGCGCUAAUUAACCAAGCCGAUUACGAGCUUAACGCGAUCACCGAUUCGGAAAAAGGAAUUAACGGGUUUUUUUUGACACCCGGAUCCAACUCCGACCCAAACAGUCCGAAAACCCGCAAAGAGAUUUUGGGUCUCUGAGAUGAGAUCUCCAGGAUAAGGCGAGCGAAAAUAAAGGGCAAAAAAAAAAAAAAAAACAAAAAACAAAAAGCAAAAAACGAAAGGGGGAUAGCGCGCGAAGCUCCUCCUCCACCCCUUGUUGGCCCAUUGCUUUACUAGUUACUGUACCCAUGUCGUCGUCCCAAGCAACCCCGCCUCUGCUCCUCCUCCCUUCCCCCGCGGCGGCGCCGCCCAGCUCCCGCUCCCGCGCCCGCCGGAUCACGUGCAAGGCGGGGGAGGGGAAGGGCGGCGGCGCCGGCGCGGCGGUGGAGGCGGCGGCGGCGGCGGGGGGCCUGGCGGCGUGCCCGGUGAUCGGGGCGUCGCUGUACGCGCUGCGGACGACGGGGUGCGGGCUGCCGCCGGGGCCGGGGGGCGCGAUCGGGGCGGCGGAGGGGGUGAGCUACCUGGUCGUGGCGGCGAUCGUGGGCUGGUCCGCCGUCACCAAGGCCCGCACCGGCUCCGGCCUCCCCGCCGGCCCCUUCGGCCUCCUCGGCGCCGCCGAAGGCCUCUCCUACCUCACCGCCCUCGCCGUCGCCCUCGUCUUCGCCCUCCAACUCCUCGACCGCGGCUCCAUCCCGGGACCCCUCCCCUCCGCCCAGUGCUUCGGUUGAUCUCUCAAUUUUCCUUUUCUUUUCCUUUUCCUUUUCUCUCUGUAUGAAAAGUAAUUGUAUUGCUCAAAUUCGUAACACAUCAGCGCACGAUCAGUCAGUGUAUGUCAUUAUUAAUAUAAUAUAAUUACGAAUAUGCCUAGUAAA